AUGUCGACGGUAACAGAUUUCAUUAACCUUAAUCUCUCUGCUAUCCAUGACAAUAAUAAGCUCAUUGCAGAGUACAUUUGGAUCGGUGGAACUGGAUUGGACCUCAGAAGCAAAGCCAGAACCCUCUCCGGACCGAUGGAUGAUCCCGGAAAGCUUCCAAAAUGGAACUACGAUGGAACUAGUACUGGUCAAGCUUGUGGCAAGGACACUGAAGUCAUCCUAUAUCCGCAAGCUAUGUUCAAGGAUCCUUUCCGAAGGGGCAACAAUAUUUUGGUGAGUGAUAUUUUUUUUGUGAAGGUCUUAUGUGAUGCAUACAAUCCACUUGGUGAUCCAAUUUAUACGAAUAGGAGGUAUUAUGCGGCCAAGACUUUUGGCCAUCCAGAUGUCGUCGCUGAAGCUCCAUGGUUUGGGCUUGAACAAGAAUAUACUUUGAUGGAAAAGGCUACCAAGUGGCCCUUAGGUUGGCCUCAAGGAGGUUACCCAAGACCUCAAGGUCCUUAUUAUUGUGGGGUUGGUGCUGAAAAAGCAUUUGGACGCGACAUUGUUGAUGCACACUACAAGGCUUGUCUUUACGCAGGGAUUAACAUUGGUGGUAUUAAUGCCGAAGUUAUGCCUGGUCAGUGGGAGUUUCAAGUGGGACCUUCAGUUGGUAUCACUGCUGCAGAUGAGUUAUGGGUUGCUCGUUAUAUUCUUGAGCGGGUUGCAGAAAUUGCUGGAGUGGUCGUCUCAUUCGAUCCUAAACCAGUCCCAGGUGAUUGGAAUGGGGCAGGUGCUCACACUAACUAUAGCACGAAAUCAAUGAGAGAAGAAGGUGGAUAUGAGGCAAUCCAAAAGGCGAUUGAGAAGUUGAGGCUUAGACAUAAAGAUCACAUGGCUGGCUAUGGCGAAGGCAAUGAACGUCGUCUUACUGGUGAUCAUGAGACAGCAAACAUCAACAUAUUCUCAUGGGGAGUUGGGAAACGUGAUGUGUCAAUUCGGGUAGGGAGAGACACCGUGAAAGAAGGGAAAGGAUAUUUUGAGGACAGAAGGCCCGGGUCGAAUAUGGACCCAUAUGUGGUUACCUCUAUGAUUGCUGAAACCACCAUCUUAUGGAAGCCUUGA
Erigeron canadensis is the source of this 1101-nucleotide messenger RNA. Its product is annotated as glutamine synthetase PR-2. The coding region runs from base 1 to 1101 and encodes 366 amino acids. Lineage: Eukaryota; Viridiplantae; Streptophyta; Magnoliopsida; Asterales; Asteraceae. Gene Ontology annotation, cellular component: cytoplasm. Gene Ontology annotation, molecular function: glutamine synthetase activity. The record is from RefSeq and is a predicted model, not a curated record. The transcript has 12 exons.